Molecule: messenger RNA, 1272 nt
Organism: Symbiodinium pilosum
Lineage: Eukaryota; Dinophyceae; Suessiales; Symbiodiniaceae
Source: the annotation of a GenBank genome assembly
AUGGCGGAGGCCCCAAAGAAGUUGGUCAGCUUGGAGAACUUCACGCAAUGGACGAAGGACUGCGGCGUGAAAUGUAUCCAAAAGCAGUAUGAUGAGAUGGCCAAGUCAGCGAUGCAGAAUGGACGAACGCUGCAAGCCGAGAUGCAAGCUCAGGGUUUCAAGGAUUUCCAUGCCUUCCAGAAAUCUUGCCCUCGGUUCCGGAAGGGCUGCUGGCCGAUUGAGCUGGCAGAGCUGGGCAGUGGCUAUGUGCUCUACUUUCAGUUUCUGGGCUUCCUGAUGUGCAUAUUCUUCGUGCAUCUAUGCUUGCAGGCGCCCGUCAUGGCUGUCUAUGCUGAGGGAAGCAACCUCGCGGACUGGUACUGGAAUGACGACUGGACAAAGGCAUAUAGCAACGAUCCGGCGGCCUGCGCGUGUAUCGGCAACUCUGCAGGAUACGCCGCUACGUGCGGGGCUUGGGAUCUAAACGAUUGCCCAGAGUCGUCAAACUGUAGCUUCGACAACCCGGGGCUCUGGGUGUGUCAGAGCUGGUGUUAUACCUCCAAGUCAUGCCCCAGAAUUGACAGCGUGGACGCCUCCGUGCGAAAUGCCUACAUUAGCGACGGCGGCAACACUUUGGUAAAGGCGUAUUCCGCAUGCACCCAGAACAGCACGCUUCUUGAGAAGUGCAACGGCUACCCCAAUGUGGAGUACGCGGGGAACGACACGGCAACAAACCAGGCGGUGUGGAUUGGCACAUGGUGGCUGUCUCCCGGCAACACCGGUCCAGACGAGGCUACGAGUGCCUUGAUCCCAACGAUGUACACGGUUUGCCUCAUAGCCCUGUGCGUGCUCGUCGUCAUGGCUUACAGUAGCCAGGUCUUGACGGACUACAAGGUGGAUGCUGGUACGAUCUCCCCCAACGACUUUGCCAUCAUGGUGAAGGGACUUCCGUCCACCGCCACUGAGGAGGAGGCGAUCAUGGAGUUCUUCAAAGAGCAUGCCGUGAAGGGAAAGACAGACACGGAGAUCGUGAAGGUUGUAAUCGGCUGGGAUAUCGAGGAGUUCCGGGCAAAUAUUCAGCAGCUGAAGGAACUGAAGAAAAAGUUGGAUGAGAAGGAUAGUGCGGACCCUGAGGUGAAGACCAUCAAGGCAGAGAUGGUGCAGAUCACCACUGCAUUGAAGUCCGCGGGUACCAAGGAUGCGAAGUUGCGUUCUUCGGGAGUUGUGGUGGUGGUCUUCCGUCACCAGAGCGACAUGCGAGCUUGUUUGAAGAAGCCUGGCUGGCAUGAUUAG